This is a messenger RNA of Pyrus x bretschneideri (Chinese white pear), 1036 nucleotides long. RefSeq names its product ethylene-responsive transcription factor ERF015. Gene Ontology annotation, biological process: regulation of DNA-templated transcription. Lineage: Eukaryota; Viridiplantae; Streptophyta; Magnoliopsida; Rosales; Rosaceae. The record is from RefSeq and is a predicted model, not a curated record. Bases 214 to 630 code for a protein of 138 amino acids. The transcript is spliced from 2 exons. Gene Ontology annotation, molecular function: DNA binding; DNA-binding transcription factor activity.
UCGCCCACGUGACGAUAUCUCUUCGGCCGCGUACAUCUUGUUAUAUCACGUGCCACCAUCAUGGCAUUUCCACCUGCACUCAAUGCAUGCUCCUCAUUUUGGAUCUUAUUCACAUCCAUUAUCUUCCUUCCAUAAAUGGCUUCCUACAGUAGUUCUUUGCAUAUCCUACUCUUCCACUAUCUUGAGACUUUCUCUUUGUGAGUCAGCUUUCCAAUGGAUAUGGGGAGAACCUCUACUUUGAAAAAGGUUCCGCGACAGAGAGCCCCAGGACGCCAUAAGGGUGUUCGAAUGAGGGCUUGGGGUAGAUGGGUUUCCGAAAUCAGGCUUCCAAAAUCCGGGAUCAAGAUAUGGUUCGGCACUUAUGAUGCCCUAGACCAGGCAGCUCGAGCCUACGAUGCUGCUGUGUAUUGCAUUCAUGGUGCUAGUGCAGAGUUCAAUUUUCCAGAAAAUAAAAGGCCAGUGCCCCCUACAAGUUCUGCAGUUCACGUGAAGAUGAAGGAUAUCCAGGCUAUUGCAACAUAUUUUUCUUCAGCUGAUGUAUCAGUCUCUACUCUUGUGUCGUCUACGAUGAUAACCCAGCUGUGCUACUGGAGCAGCUGUUACUUCACCAGAGAACUUACAACUGGAUGAUUUCCUCAUGCUAGACACAGGUUGGAUAGCUGAGUUUUAUUAGGUAUUUAUGCGCAUGUGUGUGCGUGCGCGCGCGCGCGUGUGUUUUCAUAUAUGAAGUCUGGUCAGAUGCUGUCAGUAAUGUAAUCUUAAGAGUCUUUGUCAAUUGCCGUAUUAUAAUGACUAUAUCAGUUGUGCUGUUUUCCCUUUCCAUUCCAUAAACUUUGGGAUUUGUUAAUAACACUCCAAAAUAGUCACGUUGCACCGCGUCCCUACCUUGGUUUUUUGAUCUAGACAGAUUCCCUUCCCCUUUCCCCAUUCCUAAGAAGGAUAUUUGCUUGUUUUUUGAACUGUUGUGUGUUUUUAAUGAAUUGGCUUUUCUUUUCAAGUGUUGGUACAUGAAUAAAUGAUAUGAUGCUUGAGAUGA